AUGGAUCUCCAUGCCGCUUCCUCUGCAUCGCGUUCGUCCUCUUCCCCGGUGAGCGGAAGCCAGCCCCAGGAACUCGACGGCCGGUCGUCGUCGGUUUGCUCGGCGCCCAGCGUCGAGGCUGGCGCGGCGGCCUCCGCUCUCUCCGCGUCGUCUGGCGCCAUCCGCGGCUCUGUGUCGGCUCCGCGGCUGUACGAGGCCUCGCUUGCGCAGAAUCACCAGCCACCGCACUGGAACCACCGGCCUUUGCCGCGGACGGCGUCGGGGCCCGGCUCGAUGUCGCAGCGCAUGACGGUGAAUGAACACACCGUCGUCUGCCUCUCCGCGGACGUCACGCCGCUCCACUUGAGCGCGGCCAUCACGGACUGCGGCCUAGACGUGCAGGAGCUGAAGCCGACCCGCGGCGGCGGCAGCGCGAACGCCUGCAACAAGAGUCACCACGCGUCGCCUUCCUCCUACAGCCGCGGCUCCUGCGAGCAAGACGCCUCGGUGGCGCCCCAGGUGACGCCCUACGGGGUGGGCGGCGCGCCGGUCUGCUGCGACCUGAGGCCUGAGCUGCCUGCGGACGUCGAGCCGAGCUGCCUGGCGCCCUCGGCCCUCUUUACUGUCCAGGGGGAAGUGGCGGAGGCCUCGGGGCGCGGCGGGAGGGCACUCAGCGGCGCAGCGCUCGCCGGCAGCCAUCGCCACGCGCAGCCGGCGCAGACCCCGGCGCAAGCUGCGGACGAGGCGGGGCGCGUCCUGCCCGGCGCGCCAGGGGAGGCGCAGCCGCGGCCGGCUGACAACCCGCAGGGGGGGGGGCAGCAGGGCGGUGCAGCGGGCGCCUGUCCGGUAACCACCUCGCCGGUGCCGACGGCCGCGCGACUCUUCGCGUCGCCCAACGUCGCUGCGACGGGGGUGCGGACGACGCUGCUGCCGGACAAGCCGCUGGUCUUGAUCAUCAUCACCGGCGGCACCAUCUGCAUGGACUACGGGGGGGAGCAGUCCUCCAUGCGCCCGACGCGUCUCGCGCAGCGCCUCCAGGACCUGCCAGAGCUGAACGACCCGAAUCUUCCCCGGUUCGACGUCCUCGAGUGGGACUCGCUCGUAGACAGCAGCGAAAUUGCCUUGCCCCAGUGGAAACUCCUCGCGCAACAAGUCGCAAACUUCUACGGCGACUACGACGGGUUUGUCAUUCUCCACGGCACGGACACCAUGGCUUACACGGCGGCGGCGCUAUCCUUCAUGUUGGAAAAUCUCGGCAAACCCGUCGUCAUGACAGGCUCCAUGCUGCCUAUGAUGCAUAUUUCGACGGACGCGAAGCGGAAUUUGGCGGUUUCGAUGAUGAUGGCGGGCUACUCGCAGCUGACGGAGUUGGUUGUAAUUUUCGGGUCGCACGUGCUUCGCGGCACGCGCGUGAGCAAAGUGGACUGCUCGCGGAUUGACGCCUUCGAGUCGCCGAAUUUCCCGGCGCUGGGCUCAGUGGGCGUCGACGUCGUCCUGCACGACGAGCUGCUGCUCAAGCCGCCAGUCCGCGGCUUCCGGAUCUUUACGCGCUUUUGCCUGAACGUCGCGGUCGUCCCCCUAACGCCCUUCCUGCCUGUCGACCGCCUACGGCGCGUGUUCGAGGAGCCCAAGCGGCCGUUCGGCGUCGUCCUGCAGCUCUACGGCUCAGGCACCGCCCCCGGGACGGAGGAGCUCCUGCAGACCAUCAAGGACGGCAUCGAAAGCGGAAUCAACAUCGUCGCCACCACGCAGUGCAGGCGCGGCUCCGCCAACCUCCUCGCGUACGAGAGCGGCGUCUGGCUCUCCAACCUGGGAGUCAUCAACGGCAAAGACCUCACGCUCGAGGCAUGCGUCGCGAAGCUCGCCUACCUGAUGGGAAAAGGCUAUACAGGCUUGCCCCUGAAGGAUUUGAUGGAGGCCGACAUCCGCGGCGAGCUGACGGAGUCCCCAAACAAGGUGGCGGCAGUGAGCGCAGUGCUCGACUUGGCGGACGCGACGGGCAGCCGCUCCAAGGGCGACGACAAGCGCGAGCUGAGCGUGUCGCCCAUGACCCAAGGCGUCGACGAGAAAGUGCGCCUGAAGACCCAAGACCUCGGCGCCUGCACGCUCUACCGCCACCGCGUCGAGUGCUGCGACCGCCACGCAGACUUCCAGGUCCCCGAGAGAACUGGAUGCUGA
Molecule: messenger RNA, 2157 nt
Organism: Besnoitia besnoiti
Lineage: Eukaryota; Apicomplexa; Conoidasida; Eucoccidiorida; Sarcocystidae
Product: putative L-asparaginase
Exons: 4
Coding region: 1-2157 (718 amino acids)
Molecular function (GO): asparaginase activity
Source: RefSeq, a predicted model, not a curated record